AUGUCAAAAGAUAUGUACAUUGCUGAAGGAGGGUCAACAUAUAGACCACCUUUCUUUGAUGACUCAGAUUAUUAUUUCUGGAAAAGAAAAAUGCAAUUGUUCCUGAAGUCACAAGAUACUGAUAUGUGGAGAAUCAUGACAGAUGGAGACUUCAUACUAAGAAUGGAUCAAAACGAUUCAACAUCUGCUGAAAAGAAAGAAGCAUAUUGGACAACAGAAGAAAAAACUAAGGUACUCCUAAACUCCAAAGCUCAAUUAUUCUUAUCGUGUGCUUUGAGCAGAGAAGAAUGCGAAAGAGUUGAUGAAUGCAAAACUGCUAAAGUAGUAUGGGACACAUUACAAACUCAUCACGAAGGAACAAGCCAUGUGAAAGAAACAAGGAUUGAUAUAGGCAUAAGAAAGUUUGAACUAUUUGAAAUGAAUGAAGGAGAAACCAUUGAUGAGAUGUACUCAAGAUUCACAACCAUUGUAAAUGAAAUGCGCUCCUUAGGGAAAGCAUACUCAGUACAAGACAGAGUCAGAAAAAUCAUGAGAUGUCUUCCAAUAAUAUGGAGACCAAUGGUGACAGCCAUAAGCCAGGCUAAGAAUCUUGACGUACUUGGAUUGGAGGAACUGAUUGGAACAUUAAGAGCACAUGAAGUGUCAAAGAAAUUUCCCUUUAAAAAGAAGUCAAUGAUGGCAACCUGGGAUGAUUCUGAUGAAUCAGAAACAGAUGAACCUGAAGAAGCAAACCUGUGUUUGAUGGCAAACAUUGAAGAUACAUAG
Cicer arietinum (chickpea) is the source of this 765-nucleotide messenger RNA. The record is from RefSeq and is a predicted model, not a curated record. NCBI's taxonomy places the organism in Eukaryota, Viridiplantae, Streptophyta, Magnoliopsida, Fabales, Fabaceae.